Molecule: messenger RNA, 2133 nt
Organism: Naegleria fowleri
Lineage: Eukaryota; Heterolobosea; Eutetramitea; Acrasida; Naegleriidae
Exons: 1
Coding region: 1-2133 (710 amino acids)
Source: RefSeq, a predicted model, not a curated record
AUGAUGGACAGAAGAAUCAGUAUUGUCUCAGCAACUGUUGUUUCUCAACAACCUAUUCCUUUCCAACCAUCUGAACCAGAGUUAUUCUUACCAAACAAUAAUAAUAACAAUGGUUACAACCUUGUCAACACCACAACCAUUGUCGAUUCUAGUUCAUCACCACCACCCAAUAAUAAUAAUAACCGUAACUACCACUCCAACCACAUUCCCAUUCAACAACAACAACAACAACAACAACAACGAACUACGACAACAACAAACAACUCCAUCAUGUCACUGAACCAACCUUCUCAGCCAACAUACAACCAACAAGCUCAUCUUCAAGAUCCUUCAAGAUCCCACUUUUCACUUGUUUCAAGUCAAUCGGUUCAUCCUUCCAUUCCUCAACCUUUCACUCCUCCCAAGCAGCAACAUCUCUAUUCCUCUCCUUCUUCCUCCAAUUCUUCAUCUUCUUACAACAAUCCUUCCAUGGUGGUUCAUUCAAAUCAUCAACAACACUUUAACAAUUAUCAAUUUCCACCUCAGCAACAACAUAAUCAUUCUCCCUUCUCUUCCAAACCACAACAUGUAAAUAAUAACAGUUACACCAAUAAUCUUGUGGACACAUCUCAAAAGAUACUGCCUUCGAUUUCAGAAUGGUUCCGAGGUGAUAGUACAGGUAUGACUGAGAUGUCACCAAUGUCGAUGACACCCUCUUUCGACACCAUGCCACAAGAAGCAUCUUCUCCACCAAAUGUGUCAUUUUCUUCCUCCAUUCUCGUGGCUUUGAAUCAAAAGAAUGUCACUCAACACUCCACUCAUUCCCAACCAUCAUCCGAACUACAACCACAUCCAUCUGUUGCAUGCGAAUUUCGGCUGAAUUCACAAUCAGCAGUGAAUGUUUCACCUCAACCAACAACUGUUUCACAAUUCGUUCAAAAUCACAGCAACAUUCCUCAUUCUCACCAUGUGCAUGAGAAAUCAACUCGAAUUGUGCAAUCUAAGUCUCUUUUAAGAACAAACUCAGACUCUAGUGGAUGCUCAAUGUCACCAAAGAAUUCUUCUUCAUCUGCUCACGGUGACUUUAAUACACAGUCCUUAAUAAGUACAAACCACCAAACUCAUCAAUCUGUCAUCAAUCAAAAUGUAUGUCCAGCUGAGAAUGUACGAAAGCCAAACAGGGGAAAGGCUCCCAAUAGACAAUCUAAUUUCAAUUCUGCUCAAUCUGGAGAAAGCCACAAUACAACGCAAACAAACACAUGCUCCAACAACAAUCAUCAAGCGAGCACUUCUUGCCAAGACCAACAACAUUCAUCAACGAUAAAUGUUAUGAAGAACAACAGUAACCACAUGGAUACUUCACACUCUUCGCCGAUAGUGAAGGUAGCAACAACGACCUCUGCUGUGGUAGAGACAACAACUCGACACGAGAAGCGUCACAAUAACAACCAGACGCAACAAGAUCACACUAAUAACAAAAAAGACAAUAUUGUGUUAGUGGUUGAAAAUGUAGAAAGUAUAAAGCAAUACAUUGCAGAGAAGGAAAUGGCUCAACAACACUACUCCACCAGUGGUGGACAUCAUUCUCGAAGAAUUUCAGCAAAAGAAGUGUGGAACUCGAUCGCUGCUGCCACCGCUGCUAACAAUGGCAAGUUUCUUAAUGAAAAUAAGAUUAAGAAACAAUCCAAGAUGAAACACAGUAGAGCUAACUCUCCAAUGAGCUUGGGAGGUGGUUCUUCAGCAUCUCCUUCCAUUCUUGAGAGACGAUUCAGUAAUGUUUCACUCUUUGAAAAACUUUCAUUGGAAGAUGUAGAUAUGAAGACAAGUGUCACAUCGUCGACUUCUCAAGAUCACAACAUGAUGAAUAAUAUUCACAACAGUAAUAAUGGAAUGAACAAUAAUAACUUACAAGGUCACAACAACCAGGUCUCAACGGGUCCAUUCAUCACUCCCAAUGCCUAUCCAUCACAAAUGCAACAUCUUCAUCCAUCUCAAGCACUACAGUUACCCAUUCCACAAACAAACAAUAACACCACAACAUCCAAUGUCCACUUAUUAGGAAAUGAAUUUGUGGACUUUUCUAAGGGCGAACAUGAAAUUCAAAAGAAAACUCGAGGAGAAAAAGUAUACAAAUUUAAAAUGAUAAAAUUUUAA